AUGAUUCUUUCACGCCUCGUGUCAAUCUUUCUUCGCUUCGGCGAAUUUGUGUGCGCUGCAGUCGUCCUAGGACUAAGCGCCCACUUCCUCCAUCAAUACGACAAAUACGGCGUCGGCCCCAAGGGCCGCGAGAUCUACGCCGUAGUCAUCUCCAGCCUAAGCGUGCUCCUCUCCCUCGUCUGGCUCCUCCCCUUCACCUCCCAGUUCAUGCACUAUCCCUUCGACCUCUUCAUCUCAGCCGCCUGGUUCGCCGCCUUCGGUGUUUUCGUCAACUGGAUCCAUAGGCUGUCGUGCGGCGGUAUCUGGCGCUGGAGCGGGCUCACGAACGGCGGGUACUGCAGCCAGUGGAAGGCGGCGGAGGCCUUCAGCUUUAUCGGCGCAUGCUUCUGGCUUGCGAGUGCGCUUUUGGGACUCUAUGUCUAUCACAAGCUUGGCAACCGUAAUGCGGUCACUGACGGCACCCACCGCCGCCGCUGGGGCAGGUCUCGCGUCUAA
Molecule: messenger RNA, 495 nt
Organism: Mytilinidion resinicola
Lineage: Eukaryota; Fungi; Ascomycota; Dothideomycetes; Mytilinidiales; Mytilinidiaceae
Exons: 3
Coding region: 1-495 (164 amino acids)
Cellular component (GO): membrane
Source: RefSeq, a predicted model, not a curated record